GAUUCGAGUCACGUGACAUUACGUCAUCUUUCCUCGACACCCCAGCUUGUCAUUGCAGUGCGAGAUGGCGUCGCAAUCUGAAAACUCAGCUGCAGCAGACGCAGAACUGGAUGAAUUAUUGGACAGUGCACUGGAUGACUUUGAGAAGACGAAUGUUCCUCAUGCUCCUCCUGAAGCCCCCAGUGCAGAAGCGAAGACGGGGCAGAAGCCGCCUCUGCUGGAGGACAGUCAGUUCUUCGAGUCUCUGUUUGAAGGAGAGGUGGCUCACCAGGCGAGGGAGGAGUGGGAGAGAGCGAUGGCUGAGCUCGCACAGGAAGAACCCGAGCUGAUUCAGCAGUUCCACAAACUGUCUGAGGCCGCCGGGAAAGUGGGUACUGAUGCAGUGUCUCAGCAAGAGUUUGCUUCCUGCCUCAAAGACACGCUGAGUGGUUUGGCCAAAAACGCAGAUAAUCUGCAGACCACCGGAUUGGCCGGGGAGGAUCUGGCUAAAACGUUAGAAGGGCUGGGAUUGGAUGAGAACAGUGAAGGGGGCGGGGAUGAUGGAAAUAUCCUCCCCAUCAUGCAGUCCAUCAUGCAGAAUCUUCUGUCCAAAGACGUGCUGUAUCCAUCACUCAAGGAGAUCACAGAGAAGUACCCUGAGUGGUUGGACAGUAACAGACAGUCGCUCUCAGCUGAGGAUGUCCAGCGGUAUGAGCAGCAGCACAGGAUCAUGGGAGAAAUCUGCAGCCAGUUUGAGAGAGACGGAGACACAGAGAGCAGCUUUGAGAAAAUUCUGGAGCACAUGCAGAAGCUGCAGGAUUUGGGUCACCCGCCGAAGGAGCUGGCCGGAGAAGCGCCCCCUGGUCUGAACUUUGACCCGGAGUCUCUUCAUCUUCCUGGAGCAGCUGGGGGGGAGCAGUGCUCAAUCAUGUGACCUCAGAGAGGCAGAGAUGUUAGCGAUAUAACGAUGAUAUAAUGUGUGUGUGUGUGUGUGGAUGGAUGGAUGGAUGGAUGGAUGGAUGGAUGGACGGACGGACAGACAGACAGACAGACUAUUUAACAUGAAAUACUGCCUUUAAUUAAACAGAAUAAUAAUUCACCUCACAUUAGUCGGUUUACACAAUAAAAUCGGUUAGUUAACACCUUUUAGCUAACGUUAGCGUUACUUCUCUAGCAGUAGCAGAUGUUUGCUAACUUUAGCUAAACUACUGUUGUGUAAUUAAAUACAAAUACUUUAUCCAGGUAACAUCCACUAUUUUAUGCUAAUCAGUACACAGAGCUGAAAAAACACCUUGCGAUGAUAAUCGAUUGAUUAAAUUUACUAUAAGCUCCUCCGACUUUGAUGCAGGUACUCCAGUCAGUAUUGUGCUGUAAUGGAUAUAUUAAAAAACAAAAAAAAUCUGAUCAUUAUUUCAUCUAAUGGUUUUAUAUACAUAAUUAUUGAGAAUAUUGUGUGAUUUUUACAACACUAAGAGUGAAGCCAUUUAAAUGCAGGUGUGUGUGUGUGUGUGAGAGAGAGUGUGUGUGUGUGUGUGUGUGAGAGUGAUAUUCUAUUCCUUUAAAUGUUGAUAAAAUGUGAUUUAUUCCUCAGUGAUGUUUAGAACGUUUAGAAUAAUUAAAAGUGGCGUGUGUGUUUAA
This is a messenger RNA of Ictalurus punctatus (channel catfish), 1617 nucleotides long. It is a transcript of the gene pex19, whose product is annotated as peroxisomal biogenesis factor 19. Bases 65 to 913 code for a protein of 282 amino acids. Gene Ontology annotation, cellular component: peroxisome; peroxisomal membrane. The record is from RefSeq and is a predicted model, not a curated record. The transcript is spliced from 8 exons. Lineage: Eukaryota; Metazoa; Chordata; Actinopteri; Siluriformes; Ictaluridae. Gene Ontology annotation, biological process: protein import into peroxisome membrane.